GCAAGUCCACCACACCACAGAGCUCGUCAAUCUGCUCUUGCUACGCGUAAUUCUGCUAAAUCAGCUAUCCCUAUCACAAACCCGAAUCUCAAGAACCUCGCUGCCGUGAAGGAAAAUGGACACGCGCGUGAUGAUUCUUUGACAUCGAUGGUCACCGAUUCUUCUGGUCAACAAGAGUCUGGAGAUAGCGAACAUCCCUCUUCGAAAAAUGCUCCAAUCGCCCCGAUUCAGCGUCCCACCGUCCCACGCAAGCCAGAGGGCAGUUGGAAUAUAUUGGAUAUGGGCGGCAUGUCCAUAAAGCACCUUUCUCGAGGACUUUUCAACUUCACCUUCCUUACUACCCUUUAUUUGAAUCACAAUCAAUUAACUACCCUCCCGCAAGAAAUUUCCCGGCUGAGAAGUCUCAUUCACCUAGAUUUAACUGGCAACCAGCUGUCAACCGUCCCUCCAGCACUCGGAAUGCUCACCAACCUACGAGAGCUGUUUUUGUUCGACAACAAUCUCACCACACUUCCCUAUCAACUAGGUAGCCUUCAUCAACUCGAAAUGCUCGGCAUCGAAGGGAAUAUGAAGAUGGACGAGAAGAUGCGAUCCAUCGCAAUAAACGAAGGCACAGCCGGUCUUAUUGCAUAUCUUCGUGACAACUUCAUGCCCACAGAAGAGCCACGACCUCGACAAUGGAUACAGGUGGCGUCUGACGUCGAGCGAAAACCUUUAUCCGCCGAGUCCAAUGCGAUCCCCCUCAGC
Acaulospora colombiana is the source of this 747-nucleotide messenger RNA. The record is from the annotation of a GenBank genome assembly. NCBI's taxonomy places the organism in Eukaryota, Fungi, Glomeromycota, Glomeromycetes, Diversisporales, Acaulosporaceae.